Molecule: messenger RNA, 5661 nt
Organism: Lepus europaeus (European hare)
Lineage: Eukaryota; Metazoa; Chordata; Mammalia; Lagomorpha; Leporidae
Gene: ANTXR1
Product: ANTXR cell adhesion molecule 1
Exons: 18
Coding region: 368-2062 (564 amino acids)
Cellular component (GO): membrane
Molecular function (GO): signaling receptor activity
Source: RefSeq, a predicted model, not a curated record
GAACAACUUCACAACCCACCCCAUAAUAAUCUGGGACAAAGCAGCGUCGGGACGGAGCUGCUUCCACUGCACGACCUCGGCGCAGCCCCGGGAGCGGCCCGGCGGCCCACCCGGAGCAGCCCCUUUAAAACGGCGGGAGUACAGUAUUGGGAUCCUUGAAACCUGAAACCCAGACGGCGAAUCGAGGCGGAAACCAGAGGGAAAACCUUGAACUCCUCCAGACAAUUGCUUCCGGGGAGUUCCGAGAGAGCGAGGGGGAAUAAAGGGCGCGCCCGGAGGGGCCCUCGGAUGCCGCGUCCCUGAGGGCCGUGCGAGGUGGCGCCGCGUGGGAAGGCCGGGUCGCCGCUCUGUCCCCAGCCUGCAGGUCAUGGCCACCGUGGAACAGAAAGCCCUGGGCGCCGGCUUCCAGUGGCUCUCGCUGGCCACUCUCGUGCUGCUCUGUGCCGGCCACGGGGGACGCAGGGAGGAUGGAGGUCCAGCGUGCUACGGAGGAUUUGACCUGUACUUCAUUCUGGACAAGUCAGGAAGUGUGCUGCACCACUGGAACGAAAUCUAUUUCUUUGUGGAACAGCUGGCUCAUAAAUUCAUCAGCCCACAGCUAAGAAUGUCCUUUAUUGUCUUCUCUACUCGAGGAACAACCUUAAUGAAGCUGACAGAAGACAGGGAACAGAUCCGUCAAGGCCUAGAAGAACUCCAGAAAGUUCUGCCAGGAGGAGACACUUACAUGCAUGAAGGAUUUGAAAGGGCCAGUGAGCAGAUUUAUUAUGAAAACAGUCAAGGAUACAGAACAGCCAGCGUCAUCAUUGCUUUGACUGAUGGAGAACUCCAUGAAGAUCUCUUUUUCUAUUCAGAGAGGGAGGCUAACAGGUCCCGAGAUCUCGGUGCAAUCGUUUACUGUGUUGGCGUGAAAGAUUUCAACGAAACACAGCUGGCGCGGAUCGCGGACAGCAAGGAUCACGUGUUUCCCGUGAAUGACGGCUUCCAGGCUCUGCAAGGCAUCAUCCACUCGAUUUUGAAGAAGUCCUGCAUCGAAAUUCUUGCAGCUGAGCCCUCCACCAUAUGUGCAGGAGAGUCAUUCCAAGUCGUCGUGAGAGGGAACGGCUUCCGACACGCCCGCAACGUGGACAGGGUCCUGUGCAGCUUCAAGAUCAACGACUCGGUCACCCUCAAUGAGAAGCCCUUCACCGUGGAAGAUACUUACUUGCUGUGCCCAGCGCCUGUCUUAAAAGAAGUUGGCAUGAAAGCCGCACUCCAGGUCAGCAUGAACGACGGCCUCUCUUUUAUCUCCAGUUCUGUCAUCAUCACCACCACACACUGUUCUGAUGGCUCCAUCCUGGCGAUCGCACUGCUGAUCCUGUUCCUGCUCCUGGCCCUGGCACUGCUCUGGUGGUUCUGGCCCCUCUGCUGCACCGUGAUUAUCAAGGAGGUCCCUCCACCCCCUGCCGAGGAGAGUGAGGAAGAAGAUGAUGAUGGUCUGCCUAAGAAGAAAUGGCCUACGGUAGAUGCCUCUUAUUAUGGCGGGAGAGGCGUUGGUGGCAUUAAGAGGAUGGAGGUUCGCUGGGGAGAAAAGGGCUCCACAGAAGAAGGCGCUAAGUUGGAAAAGGCAAAGAACGCAAGAGUCAAGAUGCCAGAGCAGGAGUACGAAUUCCCUGAGCCUCGAAAUCUCAACAACAAUAUGCGUCGGCCUUCUUCUCCCCGGAAGUGGUACUCUCCAAUCAAGGGAAAACUCGAUGCCUUGUGGGUCCUGCUAAGGAAAGGGUACGAUCGUGUGUCCGUGAUGCGUCCACAGCCAGGAGACACGGGGCGCUGCAUCAACUUCACCAGGGUCAAGAACAACCAGCCAGCCAAGUAUCCCCUCAACAACGCCUACCACACCACCUCACCGCCUCCUGCCCCCAUCUACACCCCCCCGCCCCCUGCUCCCCACUGCCCUCCCCCACCCCCCAGCGCCCCAACCCCUCCAAUCCCCUCCCCACCUUCUACCCUUCCCCCUCCUCCUCAAGCCCCCCCUCCCAACAGGGCACCGCCCCCCUCCCGCCCCCCUCCAAGGCCUUCUGUCUAAACCCAAGCCCUGGGCUCUGGGCUUUCAGAAACUCCGGGGAGGAGGCCCCUCUGUGGCGUUAAAACAGUCUUUCCAGGUGGAGGUGAUGAGUGGUGAUGGAGCCCACCGAGUUCACACUUUCUAAAUUGGUUGGCAAUGCCAGGACACCGACAAUCGUCAUCAGUGGAAAGAAAAGAAAUUUUGAUUUGCCUGAAAACAAAGGAUGAGGCAAACACAGUCACAUUUACUGCCGGCCAGCCAUCACCUCUAGAAGGUUCCAGAGGCAGUGAAACUGCCAAAUGCUCCCAAUGGGAUUGUGUCUCACGGAGACCUGGAGACAAAAGCCUUUCUCGGAGGGUGAAAUACAGAGUCGGAUAAGAAAUAGCAUUGCUGUGUCCCUCGACAAGGCCUUCCCUCCCCCAUUCCACCUCCUCCGCCGAGAAACCCCCACCCUGCGUGCCACCCCGCGAGGUGGAGACCUGUGCCUACCACUUUGGGAAAGCUUGGGGGCGCCAGUGUGGCAGGAAACUCCACAUCAGACAGGAACCCCGAAGGGUGUUCUCCUGCGAUGUGCAGGUGAAUAAGAACAAAUGCCUUGUUGGCCUCUCCCCUUCUCCCCGUUUCCGCACGAAGAAGGGAGCGGGUGUUUGCUGAUGGAAAAGGUAUGUUGCCAUGUUGACGUGUAAGUGAAAUCAGUUGUGUGCCUUGGCAGGGGGGUGUUGGUGGGAGCAUCAGACAGUUUCUAAAACCCACAGGCCAUCAGGUGCCAGAGGUGACUGGCUUUGACCAGACUUGGUCCCCUCAAUCCACAGACAGUGCGUUGUUGAAGGGCAACAUGUUCAUGCUUCAUGCUAAAAACCAAGGUUUGGCUUCAAAAGUGAUUGAUCCUGUUUUCUAGAGACAAACACAUGAGUUCAUCUUCUCAAACUAGCACCACUAGCACCCACCACACGAUAUCACUGGUUUUGUGUUCUUUCUGGAUAAAGUUGUGCACCAGAAACUUCUAGGUAGAGCUGAGAGAUAACAUAAUAAGCAAAGUAUCCCCAGGUUCUUUGAUUAACCCCAAAAGAGGCAUGCGUGUGGAUACAAAUAUAUUUCUCCUUUGCUUCUCAACAUGCAGAUAGUAUUAGCUGUUAGCCCAGGGGAAAUACACCAUAUGCACAACACAGAAAUGCUCCCAAAUGCCCACCAUGCUAGGACCCCAGCCCAUUCCUCCAAGUCUGAGUCUGUUUAAUCAGCAGCCUUGUGAGCACUCACUAAACCUUGGGCUUCAUCACCAGAGGUCACUGUCCAGGGUCUCUUACACCAGCCUGUUCAAAAGCAUCUCCCCCUCCAGCUUUCCACAAGUCCUGAAAGUCCUGUCCCAAACCCCUGAAAUUCCAAGUCUUCUGGGAGCAAAGCAGGAGAUAAGACAUAAACUUAGUGCUUUGGGCUUUGACCUGCCAAGAUCCCUCCAAAGCCCAGCACGCCAGCCUCGCUCUCAUUCUCAGCUAAGAAGGGAACUUGAGGGUCUGGGGCGCAUGCCCUUCACACCGACACUUGUGCCCAUGGCAGACAUGGCAAUCUGUCACAGUACUGCUUCCCAUGAAGCUGAACCAUUUCUUCAAAUCCCUUCUCAGAUGACAACUCCCAAGAGCCACCGCUUAUCCAUCAGAAUUGAGAAAGAUGGACCCUGUUUGCCAUCCCUACCUUAGAAAACAAAAGCAAAUCAUUGGCCCCAGGGCAGUGGGGAAGCCCAAGGUCAUAAAAGCAACAGCCAGGGAAAAACAGAGCUGGGCAGAGUGCCGCACUGGGGGACCACGGGCACCAAAUCUGCAGUGCCAACACCAAACCGACACUUCCCCACGUGUCCCUUACCUUCUCCCGUGGCUGCCGCUUCAAAGACUCUCCCAGCCUUCUACGGCACUAAAAUCCGAGAUGCUUUUCAGGACUUAGGAAAGCAGCCUCCCUCCCCCUCAUCCAGCCCUGCUGCAUUGUCUAUUUUUAGAGCACUAGGCUGCUUCUUUAGCUUAGCCCCUGUGGAGCAGGGGCCAGUGUGUCUCAGCCACCAGCAGGGACACUGCUGGGCCCCAGCAAACCAUUCCCUAGGAGAAUGGGUUCCCCAGGCUCACGGCAUCGAGAUGUCAAGCCCAUGGCAACUGUUUUGACUGCUGGCAGUCCAAAACAGUCCUUCCCACACCCCGGCCGCGUGACUGGGCGGCCCUCGCAAAGCCCAAGCCCGGAUGCUGACCCGGCUUGGCACCAGGUGGCGGGCACUGUGCAACACCCACGGCCUCAACAGCCCAUCAUUCGGAUGCCCUGUGCAGUUUCCAGGAUGCUGAGCUGGUGAAGCGUUUUCACUAAAUAUUCACGUAUGAUGAUCUUUAAAAGGAUUAGCAGGGUUUGUCCUUCAAACUGACUCUUAGUGUCACCCCUAGUCAUGCAGAAUCAAUCCUAAGAAGGAGGAGCUUCUCAUUGUAUGAACAUGGUCAUAUUUUCAGAGCAGGCUAUUACAGGCAGGAAAAUUCUUAGGCUGGUUUACAAGAUCUAUCGCUUGUGUCAUUCCCUGUAAGAGGCAGGAGAUAUACGACUGUGAUUGGGAAACUGCACAAAGUUCAUUUUCAACCCCAUGUUAUCAUCCUUAUAAAGUUUUUUAUUAAAAGCCAAAUUUUUGUUGUAUAUAUUCGUAUUCCAUGUGUUAGAUGGAAGCAUUUCUUAUCCAGUGUGAAUAAAAAGAACAGUUGUAGUAAAUUAUUAUAAAGCCAAUGAUAUUUCAUGGCAGGUUAUUCUACCAAGCUGUGCUUGUUGGUUCUUCCCAUGAUUGUAUUGCUUCUAUAAAUGUACAAAUAGUUACCGAAACGACGAGACCCUUGUUUGCACAGCAUUAACAAGAACCUUGAUCAGCAUUGCUGUCCCCUCUGUUGACAGCCAGUUCACAGCUUCUUGCCUGGAGCUUGGUACACACUCCUGCAAAGACACAAGGUCGCUCCUUUACCAAGGUCAAGAACAGAACUGGUGGAUAUAUUCACUCAUAGUCUUGGAUAUCUGGCCAUGGGUAACCUCAUUGGAAGUAUCAUGAGAAUACUGAUAUUUUUUCAUGAGAAUAUGAUAUGUUUAAUGUCACCGGCACUACGGUCCAAAUACUAUGUCAAAUGGGGAAAAUGAAUGGAGAAAGAACUAGAGAAGACUGGUAUUUACGAGAUGGUGAGCAGCAGCUUCAGCCCAGUGCCAACUCAAUAAGAAGAAAUUAAUGCUGUGUAAAAUGGGUUGAAUUAGUUUGCAAACUAUGUAAAGACGUAUGCAGUGAAAAGCCUGUUAAUGCAAACCCGGUGGCAAUGGGUAUUCUAGCCAAUCGCCUUUUCUAGUUAUCUGAGCUCUACUAUAUUAUCAUACCUGGGUAACCAAUUUUUUAAAAUUAGAGUUUAAUUUUUUGAAUACACUUAACGUGAAACUCUUCCUCUAACUCUUUCUUCUUUCUGGGAAAAUUCAAAGAUGGUUACGGCUCUCCAGUGCCUCUGAGUUGUUGUUACGAGAGAACAGUUAUCGCUGUGCCGGGCUGUAGGAGACUGGGCUGAACCUGUACAGUGGCAAACCCUGCAAGUUGCUUUUUUUAAAAAAAUAAUAAAUUCCUAAAAUGAACG